GCAGGAUUACCAUGGUAAAAUUCAAUAAAUUAAUAAAUAAUAAUAUUAAGUUGCUAUUAACAUUAUAAAUGUAAAUAUUGUACAGUUAAUAUGUAAUUUUUUUUCAGGCUAAAUGAUUUGACAUAUAGAUAUAACUUUGACCUAAUAUUCAACUGUUUAAAACAAUAUCGAUUUAUAUAUAAGAUAUCCAAAUUUAUGAAUAAGCCAAGGAAAACACUUUUUAAAAAGUUAUAUAUUAUCAUAGAGCAAAUCUAUACACAGGUUGGGAAUUUUUUCUAAUAGUUUAUAUUAAUUUUAACUGUUAAUAAAAAGAACAAAUUCUCAAUUAUAAAGAUUAUAGAUCUAAUAAAUAAUACAUUACAUCAAAAAGUCAAUACAUUUUAUAAUAAGCAAUGAAUGAAAGUAAUAAACUUCUUUUUAUUUAUGUUCUUAUUUGUAAUCAAAUUUUGUUUAUGUAUCUGUUUUUUUAGGAAAUGCGAUUAAUGAUAGCAUAUUCCAGUCAACUGACAAAUAGGAUGAUGUACAAGUGGAAGUCAAAUAUUGUGUACGACAUCAUGUGUUACUUAAAUUAUGAAAAUUCAAUCAAUUUUGAGCGACAAAAUAUAGAUAUUGAAGCUCAAUACAGAAGCAUUACAGAAACAAUAGAGAUUGCAGUAGAAAAACCGGAUAAUACAAGAAAUAAAAAUAUCAAAUUUUCGAUUGGAGAGAUUGUAAAGCAUUUAUCGCAACCUAAUUUCGCUCCUCCUAAAGAAAGCAUUUAUCACGAAGGCGUAAUAAUUGGAUGGCAUUCUAAAUGUGAUCCAAAUUUCCAAGCAAAAAUGAAGAAAACUCGUAUGUUUCCAUAUCUAUGCCAUCACUACCAAAAUCAUCUCAUCUGCACAUGUGCAUCUUGCAUAUGUUUCAAUUCAAAAUGUGUCAGUGACGAACAACCGCAUUACAUAAUUCUCACUGAAAAUGAUAAAAUAUGUUACGUAAGAGAAGGUAUGAGUAUUAAUAGCAUUCUUAUAAAUCACAUAUGUUUUAUGAUCUCUUAUCAUUUUUGUAAUGUAAAAUUUAUCUUUUUUAUUUUAGAUCAUAUAGAGAUAUGUUCACCAAAAAGAAUUAAUAAUAUAGAGAUAGGACGAUUUUUUUCUAGAUUCCAUGGUUUUUAUUACGAACCAAAUAAGAGCCUAGCAAACCGUUAUUGAACAGUACCAUUGCAUUUUGCGACGUACUUCUUAGUCAAUAAUCUUGCUGAUAUUGUCAUUGAAUUAAAUUUUAUAUUCAGAUAUUAUACUAGAAUUUAUAAAUGUUAUAUUGAUAUUAUCUUUUAAUUAGAUAAUUAAUAUGCAAGAAUUUAAAAAAAUUAUUGUAAAUAAAGAUUUCAAUGUUUUGUGAAUAAGAAAACUUUUUCUGAAACAUUUUUGUCUUUUAAGUCAAGAUUAUUAUAAUAAUUGAAAAUACUGUCAAUUUAAAAUUAAGAAUAUA
Molecule: messenger RNA, 1467 nt
Organism: Formica exsecta
Lineage: Eukaryota; Metazoa; Arthropoda; Insecta; Hymenoptera; Formicidae
Exons: 2
Coding region: 474-1187 (237 amino acids)
Source: RefSeq, a predicted model, not a curated record